Messenger RNA from Phymastichus coffea, 1347 nucleotides. Its product is annotated as alpha-L-fucosidase-like. The transcript has 6 exons. Bases 1 to 1347 code for a protein of 448 amino acids. The record is from RefSeq and is a predicted model, not a curated record. Gene Ontology annotation, cellular component: lysosome. Gene Ontology annotation, molecular function: alpha-L-fucosidase activity. Lineage: Eukaryota; Metazoa; Arthropoda; Insecta; Hymenoptera; Eulophidae. Gene Ontology annotation, biological process: fucose metabolic process; glycoside catabolic process.
AUGUUAAUAUUAACAGUAUUUUCUCUACUGUGCUAUUUCGUAAUAUAUAGUGCAGCAGAUACAAAGUAUUUGCCUGAUUGGAAAAGUUUGGACAGUCGACCUCUUCCACAAUGGUAUGAUGAAGCUAAGUUUGGCAUUUUCAUCCACUGGGGCGUUUUCAGUGUUCCAAGUUAUGGAUCAGAAUGGUUUUGGAACUACUUGGAAAGUUUGAAACCUGAUUAUCUCGAAUUCAUGAGGAAGAAUUACAAGCCUGGUUUCACAUAUCAAGACUUUGCUAGAGAUUUUACUGCAGAAUUUUAUAAUGCUUCGCAGUGGAGUGCACUAUUCCAAGCAUCAGGUGCUAAAUACGUCGUACUCACUAGUAAACAUCACGAAGGUUAUACGCUUUGGCCAUCAAAAUAUUCUUUUGGUUGGAAUGCGAAAGACGUUGGACCUCACAAAGAUUUAGUUGGUGAACUUGCAUCAGCUAUCAGAGAAAAUACCGAUCUCAAGUUUGGUUUAUACCACUCACUAUUCGAAUGGUAUAAUCCUUUGUGGAACUAUGACCAGAAGAACAAUUUCAAAACUAAUAUAUUUGUAACAACUAAAGCCAUGCCAGAAUUGAGAGAGCUAGUUGAAAUUUACAAACCAGAAAUUGUAUGGUCUGAUGGUGACCCAGCAUCUGACGUAUAUUGGCAGUCCAAAGAGUUCUUAAGUUGGUUAUAUAAUGACAGUCCUGUUAACAAAACUGUAGUAACUAAUGACCGAUGGGGAUCGGGUACAGCUUGCAAACAUGGAGAUUUUUAUUCUUGCGCUGAUCGAUAUAAUCCUGGUAUUUUACAAAAUCAUAAAUGGGAAAAUUGCAUGACAAUCGACCGUAAAUCAUGGGGCUACCGUAGAAAUGCUGUAUUGGAAGAUUACUUGAGUUUGGAAACUUUAGUAAAAGAACUAGUCACCACUGUAAGCUGUGGCGGAAAUUUACUGAUGAAUGUUGGGCCCACAAAAGAUGGCAUAAUAACGCCUGUAUAUGAGGAACGUCUAAGAGGAAUCGGAAAAUGGUUGGAUGUCAAUGGAGAAGCCAUAUAUAAAAGUAAACCUUGGAAAGUCCAGAAUGAUACUUUGACGGAAGAUGUUUGGUAUACUGUCGGAGUAAAUGGUGAUCUGUAUGCCUCUUUACUAUCUUGGCCAGAAAAUGAUACAGUAAUAUUAGGAUCAGUUAAGGUCAAGUCUGAUACAAAAGUGACAUUACUUGGAAGCUCUCAAGAAAUUGCAUUGAAGCAAUUGGAUGAGUAUCUUGAAGUAUACUUAUCUUCAAAAGCAAAUAAGGGACAACCGGCAUGGGUGCUUCGAAUUACAAACUAUCAAUAA